Trypanosoma rangeli is the source of this 1404-nucleotide messenger RNA. RefSeq names its product putative sphingosine-1-phosphate phosphatase. Gene Ontology annotation, cellular component: endoplasmic reticulum membrane. The record is from RefSeq and is a predicted model, not a curated record. The coding region runs from base 1 to 1404 and encodes 467 amino acids. Lineage: Eukaryota; Euglenozoa; Kinetoplastea; Trypanosomatida; Trypanosomatidae. Gene Ontology annotation, molecular function: sphingosine-1-phosphate phosphatase activity. The transcript has a single exon.
AUGACGGUGGAGCUUCAGCCACGUAUCGAUGGCCUUCUUGCUUCAUCUCCGCUUGCACCGCAUCGGCAUUUCUGCAUGUUACCUAGGGAAAUGCAGUCUGUAGUGCCCUUCAAGAGCUGGUACGUUUCAAACUACUGCAACGAGGAACAUUUGCUUGUGCUGCUACGGUUGCAACGGUGUUGGCCUUCUUUACAGCGUGCGAUCACAAUUUACUUUAAGAUUUGGAGCUUUACGGGUGAGACGGAAUUUUACACGGCCUUCUUCUCCACGAUGGCAUGGCUUGGCUUAUGGCAGGAGGAGCUGAAUAUGAUGGUGUUAAUGUGUCUAGGUCAAUAUAUAACUGGGACGUUGAAGGACGCGGCGGGGUGUCCACGGCCGCCAUGGCCACCAGUAGAGCUUCGUGGACGAACGAAUGCCUCGAUGGAGUACGGCUACCCAAGCACUCACUCUUCCAGCAGUCUUCUCUUUGCGUAUUCUGUGUACAAUUUUUUGAUUCUUCUUUUUCCCAACCAUCCCGUGGCCUGCUCAGUGGCCUGCGUCGUGUUUAUCGUCAAUGUCAGCUUGUCGCGUCUGUUUCUAGGAAUGCAUUGGCCUGCAGAUAUUGUGGCUGGAUUUGGCGUGGCGGGGUUGAUUAUCUUGUCCCACGUUGCCUUCCUGCGGUCUUGGAUUCUAGCCAUCGCUUCGCUGGCCACCGUGGAGGUGUGGCACUAUCUGUUGGCCAUUCUUGUCGUGCAGGUGCUAGCCGUGUCUCACGCUGCACCUCGCGAAUUUUGCCCGUGCUACUUGGACAGCCUGCGCUUCCUUGGCGCAACGCUAGGAGCUCUCUUUGGAGAAUGGACCUUUUACACACAGUACGGCACGCACGUGGCUGGAGCAUCGUCUGACGACUUAUACGGAACGCUCUUUUCGUGGAAAUUUUUGGUGCAAUAUAUAUCUUGUUUCUUUGUGCUUGUGAUUGGGAAGACGGUAACCUCGUUCGUCGCCGCUCCCGUCCUUCGCCAUUUUUUUUGCUUUGCUUCGCGGGGCGCUGCACCGAAUCGUCCGUGGCUGUGGCGACAAGUAAGGGCCGUGGUGUCGGACGCCGUGCGUCGUGCGUACUGGAUUCCCCCUUGCGAAGCGCCGACUGCGGGUGUCGCGCAACAACAUUGGGAGGCGCCAAGCGCCGACUCUGCAUGCCAGUCGGGCUGCGUGAUAACAGCGGCGUCGACGGUGGAGAUCCCACUGCCGCAUACGUGCGAGGCGGACACGACGCCGCACAACUCCGUACAGUUGUGGUCCCCACGCACGCACCGUCACUGGUGGCUGUGGGAGGCGCACAGGUGCACCGUCGUCUACUUCGUGGUAGGGUUCAUGACCAUGUACGUCUGCCCGGUCAUACUGCGUGUCUUUUUUCGUGGAAGUUAA